AUGUCUUGCCCCAACUACUGCUCAGGAAACUUCAGCUCGGGAGCCCUCAGGAACUCCUGCCCUGUUCCUUCCACCUCCUCUGUUGCCAUCUGCUCUACCAAUGUGAGCUGUGGCGAUGCCCUCUGCUUACCCAGCAGCUUUCAAGACCAUACCUGGCUCACAGACAACUGCCAAGAGACCUGUGGUGAACCAGCCAGCUGCCGGCCAGCCAACCUCGAAACCUCUUGCUGUUCUUCCUCUGCUUACUACCUGGCCAAACCCUGCCAAGGAAGCAGUUUCCUUCCCGCUUCUUCCUUCAUCUCCAGCUCCUGCCUCCCAGGAUCCUGCAGACCUCUGAGCUUUGUGUCCAGCAGCUGCUGUCCACAGAACCCCCUACUCAAUAGUGGCCAGCUGGUAGGAGGCUGUGUGCCCAGCGGCUGCCGCCCCUUACCCUGCUUGUCCACCAGCUGCCAACCCCAGGGCCUUUUCACCUAUGGAUACCGACCUGUGGGUUGCUUGACCUAUCGCCCACAAACACUUCCCGUUGUGUCCAGCAGCCUCAGACCUCUGGGGCCUUCGUCCAGUGGGUGCCAGCCUCUGACCCGUGUGUUUGGCACUUGUCGUCCACCUUGCUCUGCACAGGGAGGCCAGUAG
Molecule: messenger RNA, 633 nt
Organism: Nycticebus coucang (slow loris)
Lineage: Eukaryota; Metazoa; Chordata; Mammalia; Primates; Lorisidae
Product: keratin-associated protein 26-1
Exons: 1
Coding region: 1-633 (210 amino acids)
Cellular component (GO): keratin filament
Molecular function (GO): structural molecule activity
Source: RefSeq, a predicted model, not a curated record